UAGUCAACAGGGUGCUGUUUGCAAAAGUUUAUUGAUGGCUAAAUAUAAAGCCCAUUAGUUUGUUUAUAAUAUGCAUUAUAAAUAAAAGUAUAUGAAAUAAAAAUUUUAAUUUGCAAAUUUCAAUUAACAAUGCGACGUCACUUGCAACUGAGCAUUAAACAGCUAACUGCCGGUUACAUCAAUGGACAACUCUCUCCUCUACAAGUGGCGGAACAGGCACUCGAGGAUGCCGUUAAGCUAAAGACACUGAAUGCCUUGGUGCGUGCGACACCCGAAUUGGCGAGACAGCAGGCUCAGGAAUCCACAGAGCGCUAUACAAAGCAGCAACCUAUUGGCGAGCUAGAUGGCAUAACUGUGGCCAUAAAGGAUAAUUUCUGCACUGCCAAUGUGCACACAACUUGCGCCUCCCGCAUGCUACAGGACUUUGUGCCACCCUACGAUGCAACGAUGAGUGCAAGAUUGCGUGAAGCGGGCGCAGUGUUGGUGGGCAAAACGAACAUGGAUCAGUUUGCCAUGGGCGCUGGCACCGUGGAUUCCAUUUACGGACCCACUAAGAAUAUAUGGAGCGAGGACUUGGCUUCCCAGGAUAAUUGGCGCAUAGCUGGCGGUAGCUCAGGUGGCUCGGCAUCAGCUGUUGCCGCUGGCUUGUGUUAUGCCGCCAUUGGAUCUGACACGGGUGGUUCAACUAGAAAUCCUGCCUCGUACUGUGGUGUGGUGGGUCUUAAGCCCACUUAUGGUCUUUGUUCCCGACAUGGCUUAAUUCCUUUGGUCAAUUCUAUGGAUGUGCCUGGCAUUUUAACACGUUCGGUCAGCGACUGCGUUCAAGUGCUGAAUGCAGUGGCAGGACCAGAUCCAUUGGACUCCACUAGUGUACAGAGGCCAUACAAAAAGUUGCAACUGCCUGAAGUCGACCAAAUUGAUUUGAGCUCCUUGAGGAUUGGCAUACCAAAGGAAUAUCACUGUGAUGAGCUCUCAGCCGAGGUGCUGGAAACGUGGACCAAGGUAGCUGAUCUACUAGAGACUGCUGGCGCUAAAGUGCGCCAAGUGUCGCUGCCAAACACAGCAGCGAGUAUAUUCGUCUAUACUAUUCUGAAUCAAUGCGAGGUGGCCAGCAACAUGGCACGCUAUGACGGCAUUGAGUAUGGACAUCGUGCAGCCGAUGAACGCAGCACCGAACAGCUUUAUGCCCAAUCUCGGGCAGAGGGUUUCAAUCAGGUUGUCAAAACACGCAUACUGACGGGUAAUUUUCUGCUGUUACGCAAGAAUUACGAUCAUUACUUUGAGAAGGCAUUGCGAGUUCGUCGCCUGAUUGCUGAGGACUUUGCCAAAGUAUUUGAGACGCAGCAAGAAGCGGAUAAAGUGGACAUAUUGCUGACUCCUACAACGCUAAGUGAUGCACCAGUUUAUAAGGACUUUAUAACGCUGAGCAAUCGUGAUCAGUGUGCUGUGCAGGACUUUUGUACACAGCCCGCUAAUAUGGCUGGUAUUCCAGCGGUCUCGAUUCCUGUGCGUUUGUCUAAAGCUGGUUUGCCUUUAAGCCUGCAAUUGAUGAGUAACAGCUUUAACGAACAACUGCUGCUGACUGUGGCACGCUGGAUAGAGGCAGAAGUCAGUUUCGAUAGUCUACAGAGCCUACAGAGACAUGCAAUUUAAUUGUGACUUAAAUUAGUAUGAAUUUGCAAAUUAAGUUUCUAAGUGCAAAUUCAAACGUUUAUGGAGCAGUGCUAGAAAUAUCGAAAUGGGCUCAAUAAAUCGAUAACAGAUGUGUGCUGUGAUUGCGUUGUUGUUUGGUUAAUUGUGGCGAAU
Drosophila albomicans is the source of this 1806-nucleotide messenger RNA. It is a transcript of the gene GatA, whose product is annotated as glutamyl-tRNA(Gln) amidotransferase subunit A, mitochondrial. Gene Ontology annotation, cellular component: glutamyl-tRNA(Gln) amidotransferase complex; mitochondrion. The coding region runs from base 130 to 1653 and encodes 507 amino acids. Lineage: Eukaryota; Metazoa; Arthropoda; Insecta; Diptera; Drosophilidae. The transcript has 4 exons. Gene Ontology annotation, molecular function: glutaminyl-tRNA synthase (glutamine-hydrolyzing) activity. Gene Ontology annotation, biological process: glutaminyl-tRNAGln biosynthesis via transamidation; mitochondrial translation. The record is from RefSeq and is a predicted model, not a curated record.